AUGGCCUCAGGCAGCUUCCCUAAGACUCAGACAGCUAUUAUCCAGCACGAAAAUGGAGCGCUCAGGAUCACUCACGGCCUUCCCAUUCCUGAGCUUUCCCCCAACCAGAUGCUGGUGAAAACCACUGCUGUGGCCCUCAACCCUUGUGAUUUCAAGAUGCCGUUGCGAUUUCCCACCCCUGGCCUUUGGGAUGGCUGUGACUUUGCGGGAACAGUUGUCGCACUGGGGAGCGAGGCAGCUGCGCAAGGGCUGUUUCGUGUCGGAGACAUGGCUUUUGGUGCUGUUCAAGGGUCCAACCUCUCCGAUCCCAUGUCUGGGGCGUACUGCGAAUACGUGCGGACGGAUCCCGAGCUGGCGUUCCGAGUUCCAAAGGGGAUGGCAUUGACAGAUGCUCCAUCCAUAUCGGGAACUGGCAUUGCGACACUAGGAGUAGCACUCUUUUGGUCUCUUCAGCUGCCUGGGACCUUUGAGGCACCUGCAGCCAAGGCGGAGGAUGUGCUGAUUUAUGGAGGAAGCAGCACUAUCGGACUUCUAGCAAUCCAGAUGGUCAAACUCUGUGGCCACCGAGUUAUCACUACAUGCUCACCUCACAACACUGAUUUGGUUCGAUCAUACGGAGCUGAUUUGGUGUUUGAUUACAGCUCGCCUACCUGUGCCGAAGACAUCCGGGUGGCUACCAAAAACACAUUGCGCUUCGCCCUUGAUCCAUUUGCGGAAGCAAAGACAGUCCGGCUAUGCUACGCGGCCAUAGGCCGUACAGGGGGCAGGUAUUGUGCCCUCGAGCAAUAUCAGGAGAGCCUUUGCACUCGAAAGACUGUUAAGCAUGAGCUAGUGAUGGGAGGUGCUAUUUCCGGACAAGGCGUUGAGCUCCCAGAGCCAUAUGGGAUUGCCCCCCGGCCCGAGAUCGGUAACUGGGCUCGUAAAUGGUACCGUAUCGUUCAAGAGCUUAUUGAUGAGGGAAAGCUGAAGCCAUGUCCUAUGCAAGUCCUCAGCGGCAAAUUUGAAGGAAUCUUAGAGGGACUUGAUUUGCUUCGAAAUGGGAAGGUGUCGGGUAAAAAGCUCGUCGUGCCUAUGAUUGAUAUGUAG
Molecule: messenger RNA, 1086 nt
Organism: Penicillium salamii
Lineage: Eukaryota; Fungi; Ascomycota; Eurotiomycetes; Eurotiales; Aspergillaceae
Source: the annotation of a GenBank genome assembly